Molecule: messenger RNA, 1932 nt
Organism: Sporothrix brasiliensis 5110
Lineage: Eukaryota; Fungi; Ascomycota; Sordariomycetes; Ophiostomatales; Ophiostomataceae
Product: FAD dependent oxidoreductase
Exons: 1
Coding region: 1-1932 (643 amino acids)
Molecular function (GO): flavin adenine dinucleotide binding; monooxygenase activity
Source: RefSeq, a predicted model, not a curated record
AUGGGCUCCUCCGCUGUACCGCUGGCCGACCGGCUGCCGCAUGACAACCGUGUCGAGAAAGACUCGUUCAAUGUCGUGCCCGCCGUCUUCCCCACGUCUGCCGUCCCCGAGGGUACCGACGUCCGCAAAGUUGCCACCGACACAAUCGCUGCCGUCAACGAGCGCCUCGCCGCCGAGGACUAUAAGGGCGUGGGCGCACUAUUUGCUGAGGAGGGUCAGUGGCGCGACCACCUGGGCGUGUCGUGGAACUUCCGCACCGUUCAGGGCCCCGCCAAGAUUGCCGAUUUCCUGAGUGUCUCCUCGGCCGGUCAGAAGCUUGAGAGAUUCGCCGUCGACGACUUAGAGCCCCAGCGGGUGCCGGCCGUCGGUGCCCUGGACGCCUUUGGCAAGAGCCCCUGUGUCGUCGUGUACACCACGUUUGCCAGCUCCGUCGGCACCGGCCGCGGCAUUGCACGCCUGAUCCACGAUUCUUCUUCGGGCUUGUGGAAGAUUUACGCCUUUUACACGGCGCUGCAAGAGCUGACUGGUUAUGAGCAGCUGCUCGGCGCGCGGCGACCCCUUGGCGCGAGCCACGGCGGCGGCCGCAACAUGAAGAACUGGCGCGAGCAGCGGGACGAAGACGUCAGUUUCACGGUGGCCGAGCCGUCCGUGCUGGUCCUAGGAGCGGGCCAGGGUGGCCUGACGCUGGCGGCGCGCCUCAAGAUGCUGGGCGUCCAGACGCUCGUGGUCGACCGCGAGGAGCGCGUCGGCGACAACUGGCGCAAGCGAUACCGCCAGCUCGUGCUUCAUGACCCCGUCUGGUUCGACCACCUGCCCUACAUGCCGUUCCCGGCCUUUUGGCCUGUCUUCACGCCCAAGGACAAGCUGGCCGAUUUUUUCGAGGCCUACGUGGCCCUCUUGGAACUCAACGUGUGGACGCGCGCGGAGAUCAAGUCGCUCGAGUACGACGCGGCCGCCAAGCGCUACAACGUCACCGUCGAGCGCGUCGUGCCGACAACGGGUGCCAAGGAGACCCGCAGCUUCCACCCGCAGCACAUUGUCCAGGCCACGGGCCACUCGGGCAAGAAGAACAUGCCCGACGUGCCGGGCAUCGACUCAUUCCAGGGCGAGCUGCUGUGCCACAGCUCCGAGUUCCCGGGUGCCCAGCCGCCGCCAGAGAACACCGCGCCCAACGCCGUGCGCCGCGCCGUCGUCGUCGGCUCCUGCAACUCGGGCCACGACAUUGCCCAGGACCUGUACGAAAACGGCUACGACGUCACCAUCGUGCAGCGGUCGUCGACGUGCGUGGUGUCGUCCAAGGCCAUUGUCGACAUCGGCCUGGGCGCGCUGUACUCGGAGGCCGUGCAGGCCAAGCUGCCCGUCGACGACGCCGACCUGCUGCUGUGGAGCGUCCCGACGAAUCUGUCCAAGGCCGUGCAGGUGCAGGCGACGCAGCUCGAGAUUGAGCACGACACGACGCUGCUCGAAGGGCUGCAAAAGGCCGGCUUCGCGCUGGACCGCGGCACCGACGGCGCCGGCCUCUUCUUCAAGUACUUCCAGCGCGGCGGCGGCUACUACAUUGACGUGGGCGCGAGCCAGCUGAUCAUCGACGGCAAGAUCAAGGUCAAGUCCGGCCACGGCAUCCAGCAGGUGACGCCCACGGGCCUCGACCUGGCCGACGGCACGCACCUGCCCGCCGACAUUGUCGUGUUUGCCACAGGCUACCAGAACAUGCGCACGCAGACCCGGGUGCUGUUUGGCGACAGGCUGGCGGCCGCGACGCGCGACGUGUGGGGUUUCGACAAGGAGGGCGAAUUCCGGACCAUGUGGCGCGGCAGCGGGCAGCCGGGAUACUGGUACAUGGGCGGCAACUUGGCGCUGGCGCGGUACUUUGGCCGCUUCCUGGCGCUGCAAAUCAAGGCCCAGCAAGAAGGCUUGAUGCCGUAUGCAUAG